CACUUCACUUCAUUAUACAUGUCGUUGUAAACAUGAGUUGAAAUCACUCGGAUACAACUGGACUGUUUGAGUGUUUUUCCGAACGAAGCGACGCUGCGACUUAUAUGCUAUGUUGACUAUUGUUGAAGAUCUUCCAGGAUAGCAACAAUAGCUGUUUUACUGAAGGUAUGGAAAGUCUCAGCUCAGUCGAUACUCGCAUAUAUUGAGCUUAGUAGUCAAGUGAGCUUGAGGUCAUGUUUAUAUAUAAUGCAAAGUCUUUGUGUAGCUAUUCCGUAAUUUAAGUUCCCUUUUUGUUGGAGGGCAAAUCUCUUGAAGUCCUUGUUGAUUAUGAAAUAACGAAAUGUCGUAUUUUCAGUUCGUCGUACAACGGUUUUCUACCAAGACAGCUUCCACGUCAUUUAACGUCAACUGUCUGUCCCUCGACAGAUCAUUCGACAAUUUAAUGGUGUUGCUGUAACAGUUUUCUGCAAAAUUUCCCACAUUUCCGUAGCUUGUUUUGUGUGUGUGUGUGUGUAUUCUUUUUUAUAUUUUAGCAGAGGUUAUGCAUCUGUCUAAACCGUUUUUUUCUGAUCCGCUAUAUAUCUUAAACAUUUGCCAAUCUACUUCCGGUUUCACUUUCAGUGGUCUCUUCCCCGAUCCCCGUCAGCGCUAUAUUUCGCACGUUUCAUCCCACGUUUCAUCCCAGUGACCUAUUUGUGAAGCGUUUUAUUCUUUUGUUGUUUUACUGACACAACCAGUCGGUUUUUUACAUUAAACUGGGAGUAAAUGUGUUUCAUUGUGAAUGUGAGCAGAAAAUGUUACUGGUAUCGAGAUUAAUGUUUUUGAAAUACGGAAAUAUUCUGGGGCGAACUGUUUCUCGAAAGUCCCAGUAACUUCUCAGGCGUGAAAUCAAAUAUUCAAGUCAAACUACACAGAUUAAAAGCGUGGGUCCUAGUGAACAAACCAGUCCAUUUUGUUUUGAUAACUGAUAGCUUGAAUUUAGUGUGUUAUCUGUAAAACUGUUGGAACCUUCAUCUCUAAUAUACGCAACAGCAGUUUUCAGACUUUUGAAUUGAUUAUUCAGCCCCUGGGCCAGGUAUUUCAAACAUGAUUUGGGCAAAUCUAGGAUGAGGUCAUUACCAUGGCAACUAAUGUGAUGUAUGUUACAUACAUGUACAUACAUGUCCACCUUGAUUUCAGGUUCAUUUUGAUUUAACCUACUUCAAUUUUCAAUUAUUUCCAUUGCCUCCUGACCCUAAGAAACAAAGGAAAUUAUUGAGAAUCAACCAAGAAUACAACAAAAUAUACCUGUCUGAAAUCAAAUGUGACCUGUGAUAUUAGUAUACUAUGUUUCUACCAGACCCUAGUCAAAUAAAAGAGUCAGUGUUGUUACUUAACCCAUUCACCCCCUGGGAAUUUUGCUGAAAAACAUGUUUUGAAGCUAUUCCAGUGAUUUUCUAGUCACUGUCUGGCUAUAAAGAGGUAAAACUUACCACAAAGUUAUUUACAGGUUGUACACUUUGCAGCCUUCUAAUCCAGAUGCAAAGUAUUCGCUUAAAUUUGGGCAUGUACAGGAAGCAAAAUUUCGAGAUGUGAAAAUGUGACGUGCACAGCAGUCUUGAAUUUUUCUUUUGAGUUUCUCUCCUGCCCUCUUCUUUCACUUUUUUUUUGUACCAUUUUUUUAUUUUGCUGGGCAUUUAGUGAGCUUCAUUUUGGUGGGGAAAGUUUAAAGCUUUUAGGAUUAGAAGAAAGGAAAGGUAAAUAAAUGGAACUAGGGUAGAUUUUAAUGGAAAUUUUAGGGUCAAUGUUAUAUGGUUUUUUGCCUUUUUCUCCAUCCUCCUUGACUGAAUUGUUCUCAUUGUGGUAUGGUUUGAAAGAUCCUUUCACCCUGCACAAGUUAGCGGACAAAGUUGUCCUUGACUGUCAAAACUGAUGACGUCACAAAUGGUAGAAGGGGCAUGGAUCCUCAUGGGCAUUUGUUAUGGGUGGUACAGAGGGGGAUGGGAUAAGGCACUGAUGCCAAACAUUCGUUGAAAAUCAAACAGUGAUGUGCUUCAACCAAUGAAAGAAAAUCUUGACCAACAUGCAAAUUUUGUGUGUUGAUCAAUGGGCACUAGUGACCACGUUCGUGCACACCCUCUGGUAUGCCAGGAAGUUAUAUUUACUUUAUUGUCCAUUGUGUUGCAAUGGCCUCACUGAAGUGGAAGUGAUAGAAAUUGGCUACAACAAGAAAGCUGGGGGCCUGGUUCAAGCCCCAGGAGGAACAUAUUUUUCCAUUUUGCUUUUCCCUCCACCUGUCUCAUUUUUCUCUCUUUUUAAUUAUUCCAGUACCUGUUUUAUUGUUGAAAUUUCUUGAAGCCUGAAACAAAAACUUCUCCAGUGGUUGAAAAACAAAUUGAGUAAGGUAUAAGUAGAGUACUGUUAAACAUUACAGGGCUGCCAUUACGAUUUGAAGCUGCUGGGUAUAUAAAUGCCUACAUGUAGGUCCAUGGGGUAUUGAGCAGCUGCAAGGAAGUUCUUUUAAGUUUUCUUUUCUUUUUUUUGUUCCUUCAAAAGCAGACGGGCCAAGCUUGUUGAGUUUUGGUGGCUGCAAAUUGACCUAAUUUUUGUUUUGUGUUUGUAUGGUCCUAAUGAACAUGCUUUGUCAAGCUUGAUCAGUAAUUUGUACACGGUGUGUCAAUAAAGUGUACCCCUUGGUCAAUAGUGUGUACCACAUUUAUAUGAAAUAAGGAGUGCUUUUAACUACUACUAACAACAACAACAACAAAUUUUAUUGAAAAUUAGAUAAUAUAACUAAUUACAUGAACAUGCUUUGUCAAGCUUAAUCAGUAAUGUGUCAAUGUUGGCCAAUAAAGCAUACCGCUUGGUCAAUAGUGCAUACCAUAUUCACAUAAAAUAAGGAAUGCCUUUAACUACUACUACUAACAACAACAACAACAACGUUUAUUGAAAACAAGAUAUAUAACUAAUUACAUUACUUUCCCAGGCCCGCAAAUAGCUUAUGAACUAAUCAAGGCAGGGUUGUUGCUGAAGACAUAUUACAAGUAUAAGUUUUAUCUUUAGAUUGACUAAAACAAUAGCCAUAAACACACCACAGUACAAUAAAUAACAAUUAUGAAGAGAGGCUAACCUAAUGUAUUAAAUAAUCUAAUAAGACGGGAGACUUUGACAUAAUCAUCCUUAGCCUGUGAGCAAGCUCUUCGGAGCGCUCUGGUGGUGACGCAGAAAAAAGAAGGAGAACUUGUGACUACGUCUCUGGAAUUUGAAUAUCUGCAUUGAAAAAGUCAAUGCAAAAUGCUGAUUGGUAGAGAUGACAUUAGUAAUGACGUCAUUACCCUUGGCACGUGUUUUUCAAUGUUUGUUUACAUCCGAGCUCAUUUCUGCUUUGUGAUAAUUAGUGGAAAUCUGACAGCUUAGUUGACGGGGAGCUACAUGGAAAUUGGAUGGAAUUCAAAUGACAGAGAUGUAGUUGCAAGCUGUCCUUCCUUUUCCCGCCCCGCGGCCAGAGCGCCCCGAAGAGCUUGCUCACAGGCUAAAUCAUCCUCUGACAGCAAGAAAUUUAGUAAAUAAUUCCUUUAUCUUUUUAUGAAGAGACAAACUACUAUAGACCUUAAAGGCUGAACGUGUGUGAAUUAUCUCUUUUAGACUGUGAAACUGGCAAGUCCUUAAGAGAAGAGUAUCAUGAACAAGGCCAAGAGUAUUCUUGUCACGUUAUACCGGGAAUAUCACUUAAAUGAUGAAGCUAGUAGGACAGAGAAAUCUGAACAAGAGUUCCAGCUUCUCAAACAAGGAAGAGAAUACUUGUGCUCCGAGUUUGUGAAACCAAAGGACAGAUUUCUCAUCCUCCAUAUACUAGAUUUUUAUAAAAGCAUUCUGCUAAAGAUUGCUAAAUGUGAUGACUUUGAAAAACGAGAGGGAAGUACUGCCUUAAGUAGUUUGAUGACUGGAUUUCACAGCUUAGAGAAGUAUGCAGUUAACUUGUGGAAGUUUCCUUGGCGUAAAGAGUACCACACUAUUAAGGUAGGUUUUUGUAUAGAAUAAAAUAUUAAUGUUAUGUGGUUACGUAAGAUGUAAAAUACAUUUUGGAUGAUAAGCUCCAUGCCUGCCACCUGAGAAAAUAAUGGUUAUCGUUAUAUAGCUGGAAAUUUUUUCCCAACAGUGUGUGCUCUCAUUGGUUACUUUGAGGUCACAUGACAUCUAAGAAUGAAACUGUUUCUCGCCAAAAUCUCUUAGCAGGCAAUAUUGCAAAAUCCAUGAUGUCAGAGGGUAAUUGUGCACUGUUACCUGCAAGUGUUUACCAAGACUGCUGUUACAGCGAGGUUUAAUGAAUUUCCAGCUUCAAAAUUUCCAGCUAUAUAACAAAUCACUUAAAAAAGACUGGUCCCUCAGGAAACAGUUAAUUUCCUUUUCCUCUAAUCUCACUGUUUUCCUCGGCUUCACCUCAGGAAACAUUGAGAUUCUCAGGAAACAAAAUUAACUGUCUGCCUCGGGACAAGUCAUUAAGUGUUAAAUUUAUCACUCUAUUUCAAUACCAUGGUCCCAUCAGGGGUACUUUUGGAAUCAACUCAUGCGUAAGUGAAUAACCCGUAAAACCCAUACCUCAUGCAUGCUUAAGUGAAUAAGAGUGACCAACAUUAAUUUUCUUCAAUACAUAUUGUUACAUCAUCAAGGGAAAAGAUUAUGGGAAGUAAUAAAACAGUCACCAAAGGGCAAAUGCUUAAAUCUUGUAUCAAAUUCUCUCAUUAUUCUUUUACAAGGAUCCAUAUUAGUAUUUUUCAAAGUCGUCAGUUGGGCAAGUAUGUCUAGAAAUAUAAUUGCCCUGUUAGAUUUUACUUGCCCAUUAUGGACUCAUUUAAGGAGGUUAUUAUUUUAAAUGCGGGGGUUCUUUAGGUUUGAAACUUCGCAGUGAGAAUUCCACUUGUCCUCAGAGAAUUUGAGGAUUUUUUAUGGAUCUUGAUCAGCUUGAAAUGCAGCACUCUACAAAUACGAGUUUGGAAGCUUCUUGACAAACUUUGCAGUUAAGGUCUUGGAUUUCAAGUUGAAAAAUCUCAAAAGUUAGUCAUCUUUUGGAUGCGUUUUUGUGUCAUCAUACUAAUCUGAACAAUGUUAUGGUCGACUCAGACGACCUGAUGAUCAAUAAUAUGGAUCCUUGCUUUUAGGAACGUACAGUAAAACCUUGAUUUAACCAAGGGGCAGCGGGGAAAUUUGUUUGUAAUAUUGUUGGUUUGUUAUAUCGAAAACCUCAAUUUAACUAGAUUUUUGGGAAAUCAAGCAAAAUGUUUGUUAUAUCGAGGAAUACUUAAUGAUUAAUCUCCAACGCCUAGCGUUUCCAGGUCUGACCAAUUUCUGUAAUAGACAUUUGUAUUCAAAGCUGUUGUCUUAGUUCAGAGUUGUACAUAGCUGUGGCACUAGAAACACAAGAACUGGCCAACAAAACUGCUUUAAAAAGAAGUGCACAUAGAUGUUAUCUUUGUUGGUCUCUUUUGCAUUCAUCUUUAGCUAUCUUUCGGUCACAUAACAACAUUUAUUUGUUAUAUGGAGGUAUAUUUUACAUUUGCGUUUCUGGAUUGUGUUCAUUGUAAUGAGGAUUUUGUUAAAUUGAGGUUUUGCUCCAUACAUUUUACUGUAAUUUUGGCCGGGCUGAAGAAAAUGGUUCGUUAUACCGAGGACUUCGUUCCGUAGAGGUUCGUUAAAUUGAGGUUCAUUAAAUCAAGGAUUCACUGUAUUGAGAUCAGUUUCGAGAAUUUGUAUGUGGAUGUUGGGGCUCAAAGGGAUAAGGCAGUUUUCAUUUGAUCGUUAAAGUAUUUUUUUUUCUUAAUUAAGUUGGAUUUCCUUAUGAUAUGAUCUGCUAAGUUAAGUACAAGUACUGCUAAGUAUGAUCUGCUAAGUAAAAACCCACUCCUGUUACACCCAAGAGUAUUUUCUCCAUCUUGAGCUGGUAUCAUGCAAUGAUAAUGCUUGGUGCUGAUUGGCUUACUGGUUGGAUUUGUCUGCAUGUUGUGAUAGGAAGUGAUAGGCUAGGUUAAAAUACUUAUAGUGCUCAAUUGAAACCAGCUCAAGACUUUUUCUAUAGUUCUGUGGUAUAUUAUGAUUCAAGUUGACUAAGAGAGUUUUGAUUACUGCGCCUAGGAUAGGUGCAAACAUCUAGCCAAAAAUAUCUUACAUCCAUGAGUCAAUUGUGGGAACUUAUCCUGAAUUUGGCUAGGUCCAUCAAAUAAAUUAGCAUGGUAAAAUUUUUCCAAAUUAAUUUAGGUAAAUACCAGGGGGAUAUUCCACACAUGUCCAAUACUCUCGACCAGAUUCCAGUGGACAAAACCUGGAGUCCGACGGAGUCUAGUCGAAAAAUGAAACCGGAAGUUCAGUAGAGUCCACUUGAGUUACCGGAAGUUUAGUCAUGACAUGAAACCGGAAGUGUAAACAAUACUUAGAGGAGGGUUGGAAAGUCGUCCGAUGGAGUCCAUCGGAUCCAUUGGAAACACAUCGAUUCCGAUGGAAUCUCAGGAAGUCUAGUCGUGCCAUGAGUCAAAACAAGCACACUGCACGUGUAACAUAACUCGUUCUUUAAGCCCUAAGUCGAGAAUGACAAGCCUAACAGGCAACAGAGCCCGUUCUUAAAGCCAUGAGUCGAAACAAGCACGGACGUCGGUACACAUAAGUCGUUCUUAAAGCGAUGAGUCAAAACAAGCACGCUACACAAAAAUAAUAACUCGUUCUUAAAGCAAUGAGCGGAAACGAGCAUGCUACGCGAAUGGCAUAACGCGUUCUUAAACCCACGUGUCGAAACAAGCACGGUACCCACCUAAGUGUCCAAUGCAUCCAAACACUUGGUAGGACUUUACACCACGAGACUUCCGGUUUUCCGAUGGAAAGCAAGAGGAUACGACUGGAUUCUGGUCGACAGUAUUGGACAACCCUCGGAUAUUUUGGUGGCCCGGGUCAACACAAAACUCUAAUGUCAAAAUUUUAGUUGUCAGUUGUUAUCCCCAUACAUCAGUUAAAAAGGAUUUGACAUCUCAGUAAUAGACCCUUCCUUCAAGUCAAUAACAAUUUGCAGAAAGGUUUUACUGAAACUCCCGUUGAGGACGUAGACCUUUCUAAAACGCAGCCGUACAAGUACUUUGUCUAUAUGGACCAAGGAAAUCCAAGCCAAGAGUGAAGAGUGAACUAUGCAAACAGCCAUAAACUGUGACACUUUCUGACUGCAAUCAUUUGGCUCACGUAAUAGUUCUUUGGCAAAUAAAAAAAAUUAUAUGUUACUGUACCGUUUUUGCUCUGUUUUACUUCGUAUUUGAGGGCAAUGUCCAAGUACAAGGUCCCGGGGGCUUAUAUUCGGAGGGGCGAUUAUACGGAGGGUUUUUUUUGCGUUACGAGUUUGGGCGGGGGGGGCUUAUCUUUGGAGGGGUUUAUUUUCGGAAUUUUACGGUACAGCAUCUCAAAGUCGCAAAAUUUUACAGACGUUUAUAAGGGGGGGGGGGGGCACAAACUUUCUCCCCACCAUGCAAGCGUCUGUAAAUUUUCGCAACUUUGCAUGGCCAUAUCUUCGCUUGCUUAAGACGCAUCACUUUCCAAUUUGGCAGCUUGACUAAUUUCAAGGUGCUCUUUCCAGUGGUGUUGAAAACAGCGUGGAAGGGUCUAUUCAGUGAUUCGUCAGCUUGGUAAAUAUGAUUGGCUUCCGAUAUGUAAAAGACUUGCACCUUACUGUGCCUCACCUAAUCUGAUGGACAGACGUGGGUUAUUAUAUAUUGGGACUGUAACCUUGACCAUUAACUAUACAUAAGAAAUUUUUCUUUCUCUUUUUCCGUUGUUAGCUGUACACCGCUUUCUUUAAGAAAAAUAUUCAGGAAAAACUGCAGGACACGGACGCUAUCCUUUCUAUCUUAAAAUCUCUUGGCUACGAAAAGACGCUGGAUGAAGACCAAGUUCAAGUGAAAGAAUCAGUCGAUGCAGACCGUGUUCUGUGGGUUUCUGUAGACCUCUUUCUAGUUCAACUUGAUUUACAGAUUAUCAAGGAAAUCAUGGAAAAUUUAACUGAUGACCAAUUCUCUCUGAGAGACGUUAUCAGGGCGCGGGCUAAAACAUGCAAUGUAAAGGAAGCUUGCCAGGCUCUCUCCGCUGCAGCGGCCAAGCGAGUAAAAAUUGAAAAGGCACAAGACAGCGAAACUUCUUCUAAGAGGCAGCUCAUGCCAACAAAGAUACACGUAACAGCUUAUGCUGUUUCAAGUGCCGAUUCACAAUCCAAGAAUUUUGAUCUGUCAGCUGCUACGGACAACACAGCAAUGGAUACUGACGAGACGACGUUGGCUGUAACUGAAGGAAUCAUGUCAGUUUCGUCUAGGCCUUCUCCCUCCAGUAUGCACCCGGCACCAUUUUCGGAUGUGACUGAUCGAGAUUUGUACGGUGCACACACUGAGGAAAACCAUCUUCGGACAAAACAAGAUCGUUUCGUUGCACCUCACAAUACAUCAGAGCGAAUUUGGCAUCUGUCUAAAUUUGAUACUAAACGUAGGGUGGAUACAGCGGAGUUAACCUCUCAGUCACUUCCCUACCUGGGUACCACAACAUCGCCAUUACCUUCGACCAGGAUCUCAACUGAUACUCAUAUAGCUUAUACCGACACAAGCACAAGGACUGGAGGACAAGUGCAAGGGUCUAAGUACAUUGGCCUGCGAGACAUAAGUGGUUCAGCCAGUCACCAGGUGGCAUCUAACGAAUCGUUUCAAUCUCAUCAACCAAAAGAGACUGCAUCUCAGCAUAAGAACUCGACUUCCGUGGAAGAUCGAAAACAAUUAUCCGCCACUGAGCGGAUGGAAGUGGAAACACACGAGUCAAGAGCAAAUCGCGUAGAGAAUUUUGGUUCUUAUUCGAAAAAAAUGGCUGAAGGAGUAUACGCCAGACCUGAAGCUCAGCCUGGUGUUUCUGAAUACGGCCACCGGUCUUCACGUUUAAACGAAGUUACUGGAGGAGCAUAUUCCACACCCAAAGCUCCGUCUGGUGAUUCUGAUUACAGUCGUGCACACUAUCUGUCUUCUCGGCCAAACGAAUUCACUGGAGGAGCAUAUACCGGAGCUGGAGCUCAGCCUGGUGUUUCUGAAUGCAGCCACCGGUCUUCUCGGUCAAACGAGUUCACUGGAGGAGCAUAUGCCGGAGGUGAAGGUCAGCCUGGUGUUUCUGAAUACGACCGUCGGUCUUCUCGAUCAAACGAAUUUACUGGAGGGGCAUAUGCCUUAUCCAAAGUUCACCCUGGUGUUUCUGAUUUAGACAAGAAUCUGCUCCAUCACUUGACUCUCGAGAACGGCACUUCUAAAAAAGCAACUGUACAAAGCAGCAGCACUAAGGCAGCUACUUCCAAUGGAGCUGGGACCACAAGAGUAGAAUAUGUACCUGGUAGAGACAAUGCAGUAGUGUCCCAAUCAAAUUGGUCGCCCCUGACAAAUGUUGGCACUGGGUUUGGCACCGGUACACGUCCAGUCGAUGGUCGUGGUUAUUCUUUGUACAAUAGGGAAGAAAACGGCUUACCCAAUGACGUCAGACAGAACACCCAUUUGUCCACAGGCAGCAGUGCCACCCGAUUACCUCAGGAUCGGGGAAAGUCAGAUGAAAAAUUUCGGGAGUUCAAAUCGAAAAGGGAUGAUUAUUCUGAAAGAUCUCGAAAGGAUCAUGUUCAUGAAGCUGAAGCUUUGUCGGUAAAGAAGGAUCGACAAUCUUCUUAUGGGGCAGGGAAGACAAGCAAUCGCAGUUCAGGGGAUACAGCUGCAAGAUGUAGCCAUUGUAUGCAGAAAGGGGAGCUCAUCUGCAAAAACUGCCUUUCGAUUAUCUGUAAAUCAUGCGAGGAAAUCUGGAAAACUGAUCUCUGUAGAGUAACCAAAAGUGAGCAUGUCUUUAAGGAAUUAAAAGAUGAAGGCGGAAGCAAGAAAACGGAAAAUUCAAGCGAUGCUGUUUACGAAGGACAGGAAUGGUCAUGUUCCCGAUGUACUUUCCUAAAUCAACAGGAGCAUAAAAGAUGUGUCAUGUGUGGUACAACUUGUGGCGUCGGCGAUGUGGAGCAAUCGAAACCUGGCAGUAAAGUGUGCGGGAAUUGCACUUUUCACAACGAAGAGGAUGCAAAAGUGUGUAAAGCGUGUUGCAAGACUUUGGACAAACCAGAAACAGUUGUGUAGGAAACUGUUAAACAGCUCAGAAAAGUGGUCACCGGAAUCAUUGAAUGUACGUGAAGUAUUUGUUUGGAGUGCUUUUUUAACAAGUACUAUACCGGUAAAGAAUGAAUUAAGCUGACGGUGUGGUGCAGUGCGGUCUGACUCAAGUGAACACAGGUUAUUUGUGACUUGUCUUCAUGACCGUUUUGGGACUUACUUUUAGUUUAACAUGGUUUACUGGUGAAGAAUAGACUUGAACUCACAAAACAGCUUUUUGUCUUUCUCUUGAUUUCUCGAUUAGACCUUCGCUUACAGCACUAGUUACGUGCCAAAAUAUGCUUGAUGCAGAGGAUACUAAAGUUAUACCUCCAUUUAGCGGCCACCAUCGGCGGGUAUUACUGAUAAACCGCCGUCACCUUCUACCUCGAAUUAUAUUUUCUUGUGUUUUUAAAAUAAAGCCAAACUAAGUGUUUCAAACGCUCGAUGACCGCAUAAUAAUGGUAACUAUAGGAGACAGCACUCGUUGGGACCAUACCCAAGGGUGGCCACGACCACCUGAUAGAGGAAGCCGCUUAGUAGCGGUUUAAUUUACAAUUCAUUUCUACAACUACUUAGGGGUUUUGAAAACUGGCCGCUUAAUACGGCUGCCAAGAACUCAAAUAAGUUGUCUUUUUGGGUAAAAUUAAGCGUUCAUAGGUGUCAACCAAGUUAAACAACCCCUCUUAUAACUAUGAUUAAACAUAAAAUACUUGGCAAUUGAAAAAAAUGAGGACACUUAAGUAAUAAGCUUAGAUCUAAGGACACACUGCCACCAUGGCGGCAGUCUCUUAUGUUUCCUCUAAGUAAGUGGGUGGUGCUCUUAUUGC
Messenger RNA from Porites lobata, 10978 nucleotides. The record is from the annotation of a GenBank genome assembly. Lineage: Eukaryota; Metazoa; Cnidaria; Anthozoa; Scleractinia; Poritidae.